UCUAAGAGGGGACGUCAGAGCACUCACAGGUGAAGAAAUUUAUGAAACAAUAUGACGGAUGGUUUACCUCGUGUCGGAGAUGAAUUUUUAAAGGGAAUAUGGCGUGAAAAAUUAUUUUUACAUAUAUAAACCACUUUUCAAAGUCAUAAAAGAAUAUCUAGUUCUUAUGUUUUGAAGAUAAACAAAAAAAAAACAAACAACAUAAAAAGUUUCACAUGUUUACAUUACAGUCGCCUUCUUCAACGAGGUCGUUUUAACGCGGUCAGAGAUCUGGACAAUCACAUUAGUAUGCGUAAUUAUGCGACUUACGUAAGCAAUUGUAUAGAAAAAAAAGUGAGCCCCCGUAAAAGUAGAAGGUUCUUUUUAGAAAAAAUAUGUAAUGUUUUGAGAAAGUAAAUAACAAACAUUCAUAUUAAAUUUUAUCAUGGAUCAACCAACGGUACUUGGUUUUCAGUUUGAACCAGAAUUUCAGGAUGAUGAAGAACAUUCUGAACCUGAAGAAUAUUCUGAUAUUUCUUUGGAUGAUGCGAACUUGCGAGCUAUUACAGCGGAGGGAGAUAGGAAAGCUGGGGUCGAUGGUUGGUGUACUUGUGGGCACUGCGUCGUAUUGGAUACGGAAAGAGAGUGCAUAUGCUGCCACGAGAUAGACGAAAUAAAAUAUUUCAAAUUAGACGAUUGCAGAUGUAUCACUGAGCACGAUAGCUUUUCAAACGUUAUGCUGGACAGGGGUGUUCUGUGGACUGCUUUGAUAUCGUUAUAUGACAGGGAAAAUGCAUCUUUACCAUGUGAUAGGGAUAACGUACCUAGCCAAUCAUAUCGCUACGCAUCGUACAGACAGUUUAGUUGGUUCAUCCAUACUAGGUUGGGACGAGGUGUGCGGAGAGUCAUUCCUGCUUGUGUCGUUGCUAAAAUAAGAACAGCCUUCCCUUCUGAAAGUGGUAAUUACACUAGGUUUAGAGAGGGAGGAACGAAUGUUCCCGAGAUUGAAAUGGUGUGGCAAUUUGCAGCUCACGAAGACGAAAGCGACUAAACCGUUCAUUAGUAUACGUGUAAAAUAUCCAUGUAAAUAAUAUAUGUAUGAAAAUAGUAUGUAAAUAAUUAUAUA
Molecule: messenger RNA, 1105 nt
Organism: Hydractinia symbiolongicarpus
Lineage: Eukaryota; Metazoa; Cnidaria; Hydrozoa; Anthoathecata; Hydractiniidae
Exons: 3
Coding region: 425-1030 (201 amino acids)
Source: RefSeq, a predicted model, not a curated record